Messenger RNA from Misgurnus anguillicaudatus (oriental weatherfish), 2254 nucleotides. The record is from RefSeq and is a predicted model, not a curated record. Lineage: Eukaryota; Metazoa; Chordata; Actinopteri; Cypriniformes; Cobitidae.
UGAUGAUGUUUAAAGGAAGAUUUAUGACUAAAAUAUAAAAAGAGGAAGACUAACAGAAAAAGAAAAAUGGUUGAUAAGUGGCACAUGUAUCUGCUGGGACUAAUAACUAUAUCUUUCUCUAAUUAUCUCACAGGUACCAGUGAAGCGGAAGAGAUUGAUGUGUUCUGUAGUGAUGGAGUAAAUGUUACUCUGCCCUGCAGUGAUGCUCAUCCUGACUGCACAUUAACACACUGGUUCUAUCGUAAAGAAAACAAACCAACUGGAGUUCAACUGUUUAUUAAAGGAAUAAAGACGAUGGACCAUGAAAGACUGAGUCUGGGGUCUGACUGCUCUCUGAACAUCUAUAAAACCACAAAAGAAGAUCACGGGCUUUACACCUGCCGACAACUAAUAGAUGAAAUUGAUCAACACACUGAUGUCCAAGUUUAUCUGCAUGUUCUUCAUGUGUCUUUAUCAUCCACACAGACUGAGAUUAAAGCAGGCAGAUCUGUCACUUUCUCCUGUCAAUUAUAUUCAAUAGAUGGAUAUGAUUGUGAGCGUUUGCUCGAAAAGGAUGAAUUUCAGAUGAUCUGGGUGAAUGAGUCUGAUGUUAAUCUUCAAUCAGACUCCAGAUAUCAGAUCUCAUCUUCAACAAAACACUGUAACAGCAGUCUGACUACAACACUCCUGAAUGAAGACAACAACAGAGAGUUGAGAUGUCAGAUUAUUAAAGGAACUGAAGUUAAGACCUCAGCCGGAUACACUGUCAAGAAUUUGGUGACCAAAAGCAAUUUACUUCGCACAGUAAUUCUUGCUGUAUCUGCUGCUGCAGUUUCUCUUCUUGCUCUUCUUCUUCUCUGGCUGUUCUGUAAUAAAAGAGCCGGAAAAAGAAAAAUGGCUCAGGAUUCACAUGUUCAGGAGUCAAAUAAGACGACAAAUCCUGCAGUCUGUGAGAUGAAGAGCAGUUUCAAUCCUCCUACUGUUCAUGGCAAUGAGAAGACAGAGGAUGUGGCUUAUGCUGAGAUCAAUCACAAGAAAGCAGUUACUGAUAGACACAAUGUUCAGUGUGAUAAUAAAGUGACCUAUGUGACCGUCAGAGGAGGAACUGUUGGACACCAGGCUAUCUGAAUAUGGCUGUACACGGUCAAAAAAUAUAAUAAUUUACAAAACUGUACCUUUUUGUUGUUGGGGUGGUGCCCUCAACGGUUCAUUUUUGUAUCUUUAUGGGUAUACGACACAUUGAAUUGUUGUACCUUUUGGGGUACAAAAUAGGUCCUUGAGGUACAGUAAUGUACCCCAAAAGGUACUACAUUGUAUUAUGUUUUGUAUACCUGUAAAGGUACAAAACGAUAUCACUUAGGGUAACGCCCCAGGGACAAAAAGGUACAAGUUUUUUUUGACAGUGUAUGGUCAAGCGGGUUUUCUUGAACAAAAUAAAAGCAAGACCACCCAAAUAAAUACACAAAAUAUAUAUUUGUUACUUUCAAACCAAUGUUGGGUCAAAAGAAAUAUACACUCUCAGUUCAGGUAUUUUUGACCCAACGCUGGGUUUGACGCUAGAGUGUGUGUAAUAAAAAUAAUGUUUGUUAUUCCUCACAUUUUUAUUUCCUGAUAAUGUCUUUUUUAAAUUUAUUAAAAAAAUUUUUACAUGUAAGAUUUUAUCAAAUGCCAAUCCACUGGCCACUUGCAUUUUUAAAAUGAGAUUACAAUCAGCUGUUGUUUGCAUGGAUUGUCCUUAUGGGCUACUGUAUAUGCUUCAGUAAAUAUGCUCUGUUAAAAUGUAAUUGCUUGUGAAAAUAUUAUUAAAUCAGCCUCUUUAACCUGUUAGCCCUCAUUCGAUUUUCCGAACCCCCCCACAAAAACUGUCAUAGCCAAACUAAAAUAGAUACAGUUUAUGAAGUCUUUGCACUAAAAGCAUAAGUUUGGUCUCAUUUGAAAGCAGACACUUGGAAGUUUAUUAAGAGGUGAACAUUAGUUACUGUCAUAAUGAAAAAAGUUGUUAUAGAGAGCUUAAAUUAUACUUUUUUAUAAACUCCACCAAACAUGUAUGAAAUAUUGUUAUGAAAAUCUAAAUGAAAUUGGCCUUGGAGCAAUCUAGAAAUGCUCUGCAGUUAAAGCCACAGGUCUGACCAUGUUCUGUUUUAAAUCUGAAGAUGAUACCUCUAAAACUCUGUAUUUUAUGAAAUGUUUUUUAGACCCAUGUCAUGUAAAUUUAUUUAGAGAAAACAGCAAAAAUGCUAAGCUAAUGUUUGUUUAUUUAUAUCUCACAACAUCC